Desarmillaria tabescens is the source of this 2454-nucleotide messenger RNA. Its product is annotated as condensin complex subunit 2/barren. Gene Ontology annotation, biological process: mitotic chromosome condensation. The transcript has 8 exons. Gene Ontology annotation, cellular component: condensin complex. Bases 1 to 2454 code for a protein of 817 amino acids. Lineage: Eukaryota; Fungi; Basidiomycota; Agaricomycetes; Agaricales; Physalacriaceae. The record is from RefSeq and is a predicted model, not a curated record. Gene Ontology annotation, molecular function: chromatin binding.
AUGGCGCCUGCGAGGGGCUCAAUGGACAGCGACCACUACGAUGACGACCACAGUACUGAUGCCGAAUUCGAGAAGGAGCUCGUUCCGCCUCGAAAAAGUGGUGUCCGCAAACGGCUCAGUGAGGCAUUCAUUCCGGAAAACGACAGCUUCACCUCAGACUCCGGUCGCGUCCCUCUCAAAUCGGUCAGCAUUAACGAUGACACUGCAGAGAAGAGGAGAAGAAGGAAGAGCACCAAGAUUCCUGGAGUUGAGGCCCCGGUUGCUGGCCCUUCGAGCGAUCCUAAUGAUCAGGGUGACACUUCGCGCACCAACAGACCGAAGCAGCAGCUCAAUACAGUUGCCCCACCUGUCAUCAAGGUACCACUGGAUGUUAUGAGCUCCAACUUUGAAGAGUGGAUGAAGAUGGCAACAGACAAUAAAAUUAAUGCCGCCAACUCAUGGAAUUUUGCCCUUAUUGACUAUUUCCAUGACAUGUCACUACUCAGGAAUAACGACGACAAUUCCAUCAACUUUCAACGCGCGUCAUGUACUCUUGACGGUUGUGUCAAAAUCUGGACGAGUCGGGUUGACAGCGUCGGUUCUGAAACUGCCAAAUUGGCAAGUAAUCUUGCGUCUGGUCGAAGCGAUGAGGCGGAGCAAUCGGGCCAAGAGGAUGUAGAGGAGGACCCGACGCAACCGAAAAAGAAGAAGCAUCGUUCUGCUGCCACCCUCGUCAAGGACCCUUCCCAACUCCGGGUCAAAAAACUUGAGCUCGAAUUCAGUGUAGAUCCGUUGUUUAAGAAGACCUGCGCCGAUUUUGAUGAGGGUGGUGCCCAAGGCCUUCUAAUGAACCAUCUCAGUCUCGGUGUUGGUAACGAUGGCGGGCUAAGGGUUGUUUUUGACGCGGGUGACUCUAUAAGCAAGGGUGAAGAUGACGAAGAUGUAGAUGAACCAGAGGAUUUCAUAGAUCUGAGCUAUCUUCGCAAGGAAUUUCUACCCGAUCUUAAUGCCCUAGAGUCUAAGGAGAUUUGUCACUCUCUCAAAAACUUCGCCUUUUCCAAGAAUAACUUUUCGUCUGCGGAUACGACUUUCUACCGGGACAAUUCACAAGCCGACUUCGAUGAUGAUGACGAAGAGUUUGGCCCGGCGGAUAGCUUCGACAUGGAUACCGACAAUAGAGAACAACCCGUUGAAGAUUUCUUCCAAGGGGAUGAAGCUCCAGCAGACGCUUAUGCAGACGAAUCAUUCGAUGGCGAUAACUUUGGAGGAGAAGACUUCGGAGGCGGAGACGAGCAUUCCAAUGGCUCUUAUAGUGGUUCCGCUGACAAGGAAGGCAAUGGUACGGGUGCCUAUGCACCGUUCGAUCCUCGUCAAGCUUCCAAUGACCAUAACCUUGUAUUGGCCAUGGGAGAUGACGUUGAUGCUACCAUGGACUCCUUUGACAAGACCUUUAAUACGAAUUGGGCGGGUCCCGAGCACUGGAAGCUCAGGAGACUCUUCAAGAAACCAGCGGAGGCAGAUGCAACCAAAGGUCCCAAACCCCGCCGAGAGAAGAAGGAAGCGUUUAAGAUCGACUUUCUGACACCACCGGACCCAAACAAGGACCUGGAUGAUAUAAAGAAGGAGCUGUUUGCGCCAGCAACUAGGGGUGUCGGCAUCAAUCUUCCAGGAACUAGCGCUGCCGCCCGGAAGAGCAAGAAGAAAGGGAAGGACAAUGAAAAACGCGAUGAUCAUAGGCUUCCCGAUGACAUGCACUUCACGAGUAAACAGCUAGUUUCCCUCUUCUUGAAGCCCAAGUUUUCACUCAAAAUGCGGGGUCGUCGCUUUGAUAACAGUGAAGAGGGCGGAGAAGUUGACGAGAGAUAUUGGGCGCAAGCUGCCGCAGAUCAAGCCGCUGGGCGGGGUAAUAUCGACCAAACUGAGAAUGGCGGCGCGGUUCCAUUCAAUACGCAGUUCUUUAAUGAAGACGACGACGACGAUGUCCCAGUCUUCGGUUUCGAUGAUGCUUUUGAAGCUGAUGGAAUGGGUGUUCCGGCAGAAGAAGAUCUUUUAGCGGCUACUCAAGGUCAAACGCGCCGCAUCAAGCCUGCCUUUGUCAACUAUACCAAACGAGCGAAACGAGUUGACGUGAGAAAGUUGAAGGAGAAUAUCUGGAAAGGCCUCGAUAUCGUAGUGUCUCAUGGUAAAGCGGACGAUGGAAUGGAUGUCGACGAAGAAGUGACGUCGACUGACCCUGCGGAAGCUCGGGAAUUUGGAUCUGUGUUAUCGGGAUUGCAGACCUCUUAUCCCCAAGAUAAGUUGCAGGAACUAAGUACAAGCUUCUGCUUCAUUUGCCUACUGCAUCUUGCGAACGAGCAAGGACUUAAGAUCGAAAAUGGAGAGAGUUCAACGACGGGCAUAGAAGAGGUGGAGGGUGUCGGGAAUAUAUGGGACCUAAAGGUGUUCAGAGAUCCGACUGCUACGCCUUCGGCGUGA